UACAACGUGUUGCAUAAACGCGGAAUCGGCGGUUCUCAAUCUCAAGGAGCAGUUUAUGUAGUUUAUUAGUAAACUCUUUGCUCAGUUUCUAAGCAAAGUGUCCUUGUGUCUGUAACCUAUUUCUCAUUAAACACAUUUCCUUAAGUUACAAAAGUCAUUCAAACAUGAGUGACGAUAAUGAAAGAGACAGUAGGAAGAUGAAAAGAAAAACAGGUCCGGAUGAUUUAAAGGCGCCUGGGAAGAAGAGACAGAAAAUAAAAGACAAAAACGAAGAAAAGAGCGUCGCAGUGAAGAAAUCAGACGGUCUCAUUGGUAAAGCUGACUCUACAAAAACUAAUGUGACGCUUUCUAGCAAAGACAAGGACAAAGGGAAAAAAAAUAAAUCUGCCCACUCAACAGACUGGUCUGAGGAUGAUAAGAAAAACGACUCAGAUGGUGGCAAAAAUACCUCUGAAAUAAAGAGGAAUGAGAAAGGACAACUUGUGUUUAAAGACCACCCAGAGUUCACACCUAACAUGUCUCCUAAAGAGGUUUUACAGGCCGGCAGUUUUGGGGGUACCUAUUUUAGGCCCAUCUACUCCAGUAUCACAAAGCAACAUUACAAAGAUGUUUGGCAGGAGAUUCCCAAAGACUGGCUGGAUGGGCUAAACAUCUCUAAACAGGUGGCUUCAUCCACAUACAGGGAAAACGUGAACACCUAUAAUGUAAAAUGUGGAGGCAGUCUAGAUAUGUGGGAAAGCAGUGGCUGGAUUGUGCCCCAAGAUCCAUAUGGCUGGUUCCAGUGGUACUGCAGCAGGUUUUACCAGGGCAGGCGAACAGAGGACGAUGCACGCCAGAUCAGUCGCUGGGCCAAAUGUGCAGGAGUCAAAGGUCGGUGGCGGCAGAAUCUCAUCACAAAAGUGGUCCGGUCUGGUUGUGCUUAUGACAACCCCAGUGUUUCCCCGGUGGUCAGACAGACUCUGCAGCACUGGGGCUACAAACUCACCCUGGAGGACUAUAAGGAAGGAGCAAAGAGAGUUAAACCCAAAUAGGAUUAACAAACUUCCAAAUUGGCCUCAUUCGAUUGAUCACAUAGUGCAGAAGAAAGCUGGCCUUACUGCAUGGAAAUAAACUCACAAAUCUGAUUAAAUCAUUGAUGCUUUGUGUGACUGAGGGACUUGUUUAGCUGAGUAGACCUGUGGUAAUAGUACUGCUGUACUUGGUUCCCAUUGGACGUGUUUUCUGUAAGCUGUUUUGGUAAACAGAAAAGUUAGAAUAAUGGUCUAUUUUUAAAAUUUGGAUCCAAAGCAGAAGCAGGCAUUAAUUGUUUUUUCUUGUCGCAGUUGUACACUUGCGUGCCUUGGAGG
Molecule: messenger RNA, 1346 nt
Organism: Sinocyclocheilus anshuiensis
Lineage: Eukaryota; Metazoa; Chordata; Actinopteri; Cypriniformes; Cyprinidae
Exons: 6
Coding region: 165-1031 (288 amino acids)
Source: RefSeq, a predicted model, not a curated record